CACUCAAAACUAAGAUUGGUAAAAGAAAGGAAAACAAAACACACUAUUCUUCAAGUACAAGAGACAGUAAGACAACGCGGAAAUAGAUUACAAGGCUUGAGUGACUACUGAAUAAAUAGAUCUAUAUUUAUUUAUAACGGCUAUUAGACACUAUCUAGAUCUAAGUCAAAUAAAAUUAAUUUUUCUAUAUUGCGGGCAAGAAUUUGUAGCCUAUAGCAUAGUGUUUGAGAUCUAGCCUUCUAGGUAAAGGUCCAAAGUCGUAAGAGUAAGACCUGUUACUUUGUGCUAGUGUUGGACAUCAUAAAGCUUUUGAGAUUGAGUUGAUAAUGUGGUCCGAAUUGUCUUUAUUAUUAUUGCACUUUAUCAACACACAUCAAAGCACUUUUCUUUAAAGGCUUAGGCUUCAGAAGAGGAUAGCGUAUACCAUAACCAGAAUGAAGACAUUAUAUUGUUUGAUUCUGUUUCUACUCUCCAGUGUAAAAGAAUGUCAAGGCGAUGAGUUCUGGGGCUUCAAGAGACUGGUCUUGAGAUCGGAUUGUUUCUCUCCCACUGCUGUGGUGGACUCUUUAGACCACAUCCUCUUCUACGCCGUGGUGAAGCGGGACACUAACGUAUUUCAGAAAGGAAGCUAUUUUACGCUGGAGAGUCUAGAGAUGAUCGAUGGCCGGGAAUUUAAAACAAAGAUUGGAUCAGUGUCAAUGUUCUGCACUGGCUUCUCCUCUUCAUUGGGUGGCACUCUCUCGGAAGGAUCCUGCACCAAUUCGGGCACUGUGCUCUUUCUGUACAUAAAACACUUGGCGUCCCGAGAAAGAGAACAGACUCGGUACGUAGGCACUUGGAUCCAGGACAAUCUUAGCACUGAGGCUGAACCAACAGAAACAAAAGUGAUGGCUUAUAUAAAUGCAACGAAGCUGCACACUCUAGAUUCGGUUGAAGUGUCUGUUACUAUCAACGACGAGGAAAAUAUAGGGAACGAUGAGCUCUUUAACUUUGAUGGUAUCAAAGAGCUGUCCAUUUAUUUCUGCGUUAAAGGCAUGAGCUACCCAAAGCUGACUUUGUACCUUGGCCAGAUGGCGCUGGAGUUUAAGAAGAUAAACAAAUACUGCGUCUUAACGCAGCUGACGACAAAGAUGAACCUGGCCGGUCAACAGCUGUUCUUUGUUGCUCAAGAGUUCACAGGGCCCUGUCGGAGGCAAUUAACAAGGAAAAUUAUACUCGUCUCGUCUCCGUCCAUCAACUUCUCCACAUCGACAUCUACAAGCAUCCUGAUCCAGUACACAAACAGUAUUGAAGUAUCUUUGCUGUUUGUUCUAUUAAAACGACUGACUUCCUACUAAUCAAGGAGAAGACGAACUUGUAGCAAAAGAGCAGCAUGAAGAUUGCCGCCUUAAAGAUUCGCACUGGAAACACAGACUCGUAGACAUAGCCCGGGACUACUUAGAAAGCCUAGCAACGCUUGAGGCUUCCCUUUUGACCGUCAUCUCGCCAAUUCACACAAUACGAGAGCUAGCUGGCUGGAGAGAUGCGAUACGGCAAACCAGUACAGCGUCCCGAAAAUUGUUCUAGCAGAGACGUAGCUAGGGUUUGGGGACUUGGGGGGAGGGCUUGAACUUUUUAGGAGCUCUUGCAUUUUGACAUUCAACAUCAUGACAUGAGAUAAUGUACUUUAUAAAUAUAUGUAUAAAUUCAAAUUGGUACAGUAUAUAAGUAAAAUUAAUGAAAAAAAAUCAUUAAGUCUCUAAAUGAAUAAUAAAUUGUUUAUUGUCGAGAUAAUGCACAAGUGACCAAUCUCGAUUCAUAUCUCCUCACGACGUGCUUUCUGUGCAGCAAGGGCAUCUAUAACAUCAUCAUCUAGGUCAGUGGUCUUUAACCCUUUUUGGCCUAUAGCCCCCUUUUCGUAUUUUUUCUUUUAAAAAAUGCGCCAGCGCCCCCUCUAAGAAAAAGACUUAUAAAGAAGCGUGAGAAGGCAAAUUUGAACAAAAUGUCAUUUAUUUAUUAAUUUUUAAGCUAUCAACAAAACGUAUCCCGCAUGGGAGACGAACGAAUGCCAUAGGCGAUCUUCUUAGUGAGCUUCGAGGAGGACGGUGUUACAGAGGUGUCUCCCGUAAGCGUUAUAAAGAUCCACUCAGCCGCCAUUUCGCCCUCCCUGGCAUAGAGAAAAGUUUCUUGGCAGCAUUCUCUGGCAGCAGAUGGCCUCUGGGAGAGACAGUUGGAGAGCUCUCACAAAAGCUGCUUGACAAACAUUUGAGACUCAAAGAAAAGCCAUUAUUGAAGACAUGCGCAAAGGACGGAAAGAAAACUUAAAUAGACCGCCAGCAGACAACGGUUUGUCUGCAAAAAAUUCUGGAAAAUAUGCAUGUCGCAACUGGGUUUGCGUAGUUAUGUGAAACACUGCAUUGCCUUUAUCUUCGGACUCGAAGACAUUGCCAUUGUUAUCAUUAUACAAAAAUUAUGUCAAAUAAUUUGCAAUGAUUACACAAAAAAAUUAAUCUCAUUGUCCUGACUUUCUUUCAAAUCCUAAGAAAAGUCUCCUUUUAAAUUAUUGAAUAUUUUUAUUUUUAAUAUAAACAUUAUUAUUGCUGAAUUAACUACAAAAUGAAAUUAAGCUAAUGGGAACCUUGUGCCACCUGCAGUCUGUCAAUAUUACAAAUUUCAAGUUUUAAAUUAGCCAAAGCAAGGCGAAGGUCUCCUCUAGUGGCUACAUCCAGUCUAUUUCUUUGCUUAUUCAUUAAGUUUGUUACGCACUAAAUCUAGGUCAUUCUAGGUUAACCAUGUUUGUUGAUCGAAAAGCUAAAACAAUUCCAUUUUCGACCACUGUUUUGGAAUUUUAUUGAAACAUUUAAAUGCAGCCAUAUCUCUGUUGUGCCUCCUAUGUUAACAUUCUUUUUACUGAAGACAUAAUUUUGUAAGUCUAUUUUUAGUGCAAACUUAAUUUGAACAUCAGUAACAGAUAAAUAAAUAUAUGUCAUUUAU
Molecule: messenger RNA, 2973 nt
Organism: Biomphalaria glabrata
Lineage: Eukaryota; Metazoa; Mollusca; Gastropoda; Planorbidae
Exons: 6
Coding region: 435-1337 (300 amino acids)
Source: RefSeq, a predicted model, not a curated record